UAAAGUAUCAUCAUCAAACAUCAAUAUUUUUUCAUCAAUUAACCAAAUAUUUAAUCACAAUUACAAGAUGAGUCCACAAAAAGUAGCUGUGUUAACUGGUGGGAAUAAAGGAAUCGGAUAUGCCACUAUCAAAGGUCUAUGUGAAAGAUUUGAUGGCCUUGUUUAUCUGACAGCUCGAGAUGUAACAAGAGGUAAAUCAGCUGUGGCAAAGUUAGAGAAAGAAAAUCUGAAAGCAGUGUUUCAUCAGCUAGACAUCGAUAACCAAAAAAGUGUGGAUGAAUUUAGGGAUUUUAUUAAAAAAGAACAUGGAGGUUUAGAUUUGCUCAUUAAUAAUGCAGCAAUUUGCUUUUGGUCAGCAGCGCCAAAUCCUACGUUUGAGCAAAGUUUACAAACUAUAGAAACUAAUUAUUUUGGAACGGUCCGAGUUUGCGAGGCUUUGUUUCCUUUGUUAAGAAACAAUGCAAAAGUCGUAAACGUCUCCAGUUGCGAGGGGCAUUUAUCCAAAAUUCCGUCAGAGAAUCUCAGAAAAGAAUUUUCCAGAAAAGAUUUGACGAUACCAGAGCUCAAUAAAUUAAUUGAGAAGUUUCUCAAAGCUGUUGAAAUCGAAAAACACAGAGAAGACGGCUGGGGAGGAUCGACCUACGCUGUUUCAAAAGUGGCUGUAUCGACACUGACUUUCAUUCAGCAGAGAGCGUUCGACGAAAAACAGCCAAAUCGUAAUAUUUCCGUCAAUGCAGUUUAUCCAGGAUUUGUGAAAACUGAUAUGACUGAACAUCAUGGUCUUCUAACUACCGAAGAGGGAGCAAAAAGUUCCUUAUAUGCUGCAUUAGACACCGAUCUUAAAGGAAAAUAUAUUUGGACAGAUUGCAGUUUAGUUGAUUGGUACAGUAACCAAAUGCCGAAUCCACCAUACUAACUCAAUAAUAUUUAAUGAUGAUAAAUAAUGAUCCAUAAUUGAUGUCUAAAAAUUAUUAAUAAAAGCAUUUUUGAAUUA
Messenger RNA from Diabrotica balteata, 994 nucleotides. The record is from the annotation of a GenBank genome assembly. NCBI's taxonomy places the organism in Eukaryota, Metazoa, Arthropoda, Insecta, Coleoptera, Chrysomelidae.